GAACACUGCUGCUGUUGGGACAACCAGAUACUGAUGUAGCUGCAACAUGACGGGUAACCAUCAAGAUGAUGUCCCAAUCAUACCAACAAGCGCCACCCAUUCGCUGAACACCACAGAUAAUGGAACGCGUUCUGCAGGCCAGAGUGCCAACAGGUUCAUGAGUGAGCAGCAUAAAAUCCACACAUCAUCGUGGAUUGUUGCCGCCCUCUGUAUUGUGAGUUUGUGCGUGCUGCUCUCCUUUGGUGUGUGUGCAUGGAAGAAAUGCCUGAAAAAGGACAAGGACAAGAAAAAGGGGAAAGAGAAGAGCAAAGGAGGAGGCAUUGACACUGAAAUGGAUGAAGGUUACAAAGAGCCGCUAAAAGUUGAAAGCAAGAAGGAAACAGAGUUGUCAGACGCUGAGCCAAAGGAGGAUGACAAGCUUGGCAGACUACACUUUACAUUAGACUACAACUUCACCGAUAACAUGCUGGUAGUUGGCAUCUUGCAGGCCGUGGGACUUCCUGCCAUGGACGUGGGCGGGAGCUCCGACCCUUACGUAAAAGUUUAUCUUCUCCCAGACAAAAAGAAGAAGUUUGAAACCAAAGUUCAUAGGAAGACACUCGAACCGAACUUCAAUGAGACUUUCACAUUUAAGGUACCGUACACCGAGCUGGGCGGGAAGACGUUGGUGAUGACUGUAUACGACUUUGACCGUUUCUCCAAACACGAUGCCAUUGGGGCUGUGAAGAUACCGAUGAGCAGUGUGGAUUUCAGUCAGUCGCUGCAGGAGUGGCGGGACCUUCAGAAGGCAGAGAAAGAAGAGAGCGAGCGUCUCGGGGACAUUUGUUUGUCUUUGAGGUAUGUGCCGACUGCAGGGAAACUGACAGUGGUGAUUCUGGAGGCCAAAAACCUAAAGAAAAUGGAUGUGGGUGGAUUAUCGGACCCUUAUGUGAAACUCCACUUGAUGCAGAAUGGGAAAAGACUAAAGAAAAAGAAAACAACAACCAAGAAGAACACACUGAACCCUUACUACAAUGAGUCUUUCAGCUUUGAAGUUCCAUGUGAACAGAUAGAGAAGGUGCAGGUAGCAGUGACUGUGUUGGACUAUGACAAGAUUGGAAAAAAUGAUGCCAUCGGUAAAGUACUGCUGGGUGCGAGCAGCACCGGCACCGAGCAACGCCACUGGUCAGACAUGCUGGCAAACCCCAGGCGGCCAAUUGCACAGUGGCACAGCCUUCAACCAGAGGAUGAUAUCAAUGCACUGAUUUCCAACAAGAAAUGAACAUCUUCAACUCUGUUAUUACAGUUUAACAUAAUGUAAAGUGUAAGCAAAACUAUAUACAACCAAAAUAAAACUACACCCUGUCAUGAUGCCAGUCAAAGGAAUAACGUUUAAAGAAGACUUCAUGCAUAACUGUCAUACAAGUGUAAAAAGAAGUUAACCACUGUAAAUAUGUAAAAUGUGAUAAGAUAGAUAGAUAGAUAGAUAGAUAGAUAGAUAGAUAGAUAGAUAGAUAGAUAGAUAGAUAGAUAGA
Molecule: messenger RNA, 1514 nt
Organism: Doryrhamphus excisus (bluestripe pipefish)
Lineage: Eukaryota; Metazoa; Chordata; Actinopteri; Syngnathiformes; Syngnathidae
Product: synaptotagmin-1
Biological process (GO): synaptic vesicle endocytosis; calcium ion-regulated exocytosis of neurotransmitter
Cellular component (GO): axon; dense core granule; plasma membrane
Molecular function (GO): phosphatidylserine binding; calcium-dependent phospholipid binding; SNARE binding
Source: RefSeq, a predicted model, not a curated record